AUUAGCUCACAUUUAAAUUCUUUAUCUCAUUGUCAUAAGCUGCAUACAUUUGAAAAAAAAUAAUAUUUUAAGGUUAUUUUCAAGCAGUUGUUUACAAAUUAAAUAUACUGUUAUUGAAAAUAGUUUAAAAGUAGAGACUGGAUUAUAUGCAACAUGGAAAGCUUGAAAUAUGCUUGAUCAAGGGUUAAAAUAUACAUGAAAGUAUCUAAAUAUGUAAAAUUAAAUAAUAAAAUAAUGCUGUUUAUACUUUUACAUCUUGUUAUUUUUGUAAACAAACAAUAAGGUAUUCCUUCAAAUGUUCAGCGGUAAGACGAUGCCUUUGAUCACUCAAAAUAUUAUUAUGGGUGGAAAAAGAACGCUCCACAUCCAUGGAGGUGACUGGACAUUAUUUGAAUCUGGGUGCUAUGCUAGCUUUUAUUGUCUCUGGCAAAACGUCACCAGUACCAUUAAUAAAGUUCUCAAUUUGACUGCUUAGGCUGGACGUUCAUAGGAUGUAGGCGCCAAUUCACUCGAACGUCUUAUCUACUAAAAUUUUUAUUGGGAACUUUAUCGAUUGGCGCAAAAGCAUGAGAUCAACAAAUUUGUCUAGCUGCAACGUAAAAUGUAACUUAUUAUCGAGAUAACAUGCGGAAAAAGUAAGUAAUUAUAGCAAAAAUAUGCAACGUCUCUAGUUUUUUGUUAAAAUAUGCAACCAGUGAAAAUAGGCUUAAUAUGCAAAUGCAUAUAAUCCGGUCUCUAAUGAUAAGCUUUACCAUCAUUAAGUAAAUUGUAAGGAUGCUGAUUCUAAAUCUCGUGUUAUAUGAUAGGCGAUGACGUGUUCUCCCAUCUUUUUGGUGGGGGCUUCUUUGGUGGCUUUGGGGGCGGUGGCGGAGGCAUGCGCCGUCGUCAGAGAGGAGAGGAUACUAUCCAUCCUCUUAAGGUCACCUUAGAAGAUAUGUACAAUGGAAAGACAGCUAAGUUGCAGCUGAGCAAGAGCAUUAUUUGUGCUUCAUGCAAAGGCAAAGGCAGCAAGUCAGGCCAGAGCGAGAAGUGCCGUGGAUGUAAUGGAUGUGGGCUGAAGGUGACGUACCGUCAGAUUGCCCUAGGAAUGGCGCAGCAGACCCAAUCAAGAUGCCCUGAGUGUCAAGGGGAGGGAGAGAUUAUUAAAGAGAAAGAUCGUUGUACGACUUGUAAAGGCAAGAAGGUCUGUAAUGAAUCAAAAAUCUUGGAGGUGCAUGUAGACAAAGGCAUGCGAGAAAAUCAGAAAAUAUUUUUCAGGGGUGAGGGUGACCAGCAACCUGAUGUUGAGCCUGGUGAUGUGGUGAUCAUCCUGCAACAGAAACCUCAUGAUGUGUUCCAAAGAAAUGGUGACGAUCUGCAUCUGAAACAUACCAUUUCCUUGACAGAAGCUUUAUGUGGUUUUACUUUUAUAGUACGUCAUUUGGAUGGGAGAGAUAUUGUUGUAAAACACCCGCCUGGCGACGUUAUCAAGCCCGGUGAUGUAAAAGCAGUGAUUGGCGAGGGUAUGCCAAUAUACAAGAAUCCAUUUGAGAAGGGCAACAUGUACAUCUCCUUCAACAUCAAAUUUCCAGAGAACCAUUUCACUACUGAGGAGAACCUCAAAUUAAUUGAAACCUUGCUGCCUCCACGACCUUCAUUUGAAAUGCCUCAAGGGGAACAAGUUGAAGAGGUGGAUUUACAGGACUUUGAUCCGAACGAUAGGAGUUCUUACUCUGGCAGGGGCGAAGCAUACGCUAGCGACGACGAGGAGCAUUUUCACGGGGGUCCCGGUAUACAAUGUGCAAACCAAUAGGAUGGGUAUUCCAUAGGGUAAUACGAUAAACAUUUAAACAUAAACCGACUCACAGACACUCAUACGCGAGCUCUGCGCUUCUUUCUAAAUAAGGAUAUACCUAGAUAUUUGUAAAAUAUUAUUUUUUCUCUUAAUGCUUUUGUAGAAAGAUGAGUUUAUCAAGUCUAUUUGCAUGGACCCACUUUUUUAUGUAUUUGUGUCUAAUCCAGUUUAGAUUCACAUAUUAUGUAUAAGUUGCUGGGCGACUUUUUCCACUGAUUAUGGUCUAAGAAACAUUCAAACAAAAAUACUUAAUGAUAAUUUUUUUAAACUAAAUCAGUGAAGCAUGUAUUGCAAGAAUACUAUGUGGCACUGGGUUAUUAAACACUUGAAAGGAAGUCCGUAAUAACUCAUUAUGAUAUACUUUUUAAUAAAUAUAUCAGAAUGGGAAACAUAUGCAUGGUCAGAUACUUGAAAUAACAGACACAAGAUCAUAAACUUAUCUAACAGGAUUAGUUUGAAAAUAUUGCUUAAAAUUAUGGAACAAAAUCAAUGAUGCAGUGUAUUUGUUAUUCCCAAUCUGACAUCACUAAACUCAUAUUUCUACAUAAUAUAUAAACAUAUUAGAUUGUUUAGUUUAUUGACGUAAAAUUUGUGUUGUGAUUUAACGUUAUUUGGCGAGAAUAUGACAGUUUUUCAGUUAUAUUUAAAGCGUCAAUAACAACAUUAAAACAUUGUUGAUAUAUUUCUAGUUUUAAUUCAUGCAAUUUCCUAAGUAUUCUCUCCAUCCAGUAGUUUUAUUUUUGAAAUAAAUUAUUAUUCACAGUAUAAGAAUGGUGUUUAUUAUUUCUAAUUUUAGGAUUGUGACUGGUUUAUACAUUUGCAUAUAACCAUAUGAUAAGAGUUAAAUCUGCUGAAGGUCAGCUUGUUAUGCUUAUGACUAUGGUAAGUUCUAUAAAUAAUGCAUUCAUGAAAUACUCUCAUACUUGACUAUCAAAAUGUUGUUUAAACCAGCUAUUAUUCUCAUCAUCUACUUUCCAAGAGUUAAUUGAAUAGUUCACUUGCAAUUUGUACUUUCAUAUCUUGUAAUUGUGACAUUUUAAAUGGCCAUGCUGAGAUUAUUUUGUCAUUCAGUUCAUUUGUAUGGUUAAUUUAAUAAUGAGGAGAGCUUUUCUGGGCUGGUAGAUUUUUGGUAGUCAUGCUAUACAAUUCACAAAAGAAAAAUAUUCUCUUUUCAGUUUCUUCAAAAAGUAAUGAUUUACUUAUAUAUUAUUACUGUUCUCAAUCAGAUUGUAAGGCUGCUUUGUAACAAUUUGACGUAUAAGUGAUUGAUUGUUUAUUCUUUAUCUUGAUUACUGUGUUCAGGA
Messenger RNA from Acanthoscelides obtectus, 3138 nucleotides. The record is from the annotation of a GenBank genome assembly. NCBI's taxonomy places the organism in Eukaryota, Metazoa, Arthropoda, Insecta, Coleoptera, Chrysomelidae.